CGCGUUGUGCGGAGCCAUUACCCUCGUCUGCGCUAAGCAUCGUGCCAUAUUCCCACUCGCGCCCUGAAAUUGACCGCGUUCUCGUAGUUUUAAGUGAAAUAUUAUGAGAGUGAAGACCGAAAUGGACGACGACGAAAAGGGAAAAUUGUUCGUUGGUGGGUUAUCAUGGGAGACAACCCAAGAAAAUCUCCAACGUUAUUUUGGCCGUUAUGGUGAGGUUAUCGAUUGCGUUGUUAUGAAAAAUAGCGAAUCUGGACGUAGUCGUGGGUUUGGAUUUGUAACAUUUAGCGAUCCUGCUAAUGUUUCUUUGGUUCUUCAGAAUGGUCCUCAUCAACUUGACGGACGUACAAUUGAUCCAAAACCAUGUAAUCCACGUACUCUUCAAAAGCCAAAGCGCAGUGGUGGCUUUCCGAAAGUCUUUCUUGGUGGCUUGCCAAGUAAUGUUACGGAGACUGAUUUAAGAUCUUAUUUUACUCGCUUUGGUAAAGUCAUGGAAGUGGUCAUAAUGUAUGAUCAGGAAAAGAAAAAAUCAAGAGGAUUCGGCUUUCUCAGCUUUGAGGAUGAAGAAGCGGUGGAUCGUUGUGUUGCAGAACAUUUUGUCAACCUGAAUGGAAAGCAGGUUGAGAUUAAAAGAGCCGAACCGCGGGACUCAUCGAGCAAAAUGAACGAUAGUCAUCAGGGUCAAUGGGGCCCACCUCAGCAAGGUGGCCCGCCGAUGGGAAUGGCCGGAAAUAUGGGGCCUAUGGGUGGACCAAAUGGUCAGAUGGGUGGACCCAUGAUGGGUGGACCCAUGGGUCCGCCUGGUAAUAUGAUGCAACAAUAUCAGGGUUGGGGUACCAGUCCUCAAACUGGUGGAUAUGCGGGAUAUAGCACCCAGUAUAAUGCUCAGGGUUGGGGCGCACCACCAGGACCGCCCCAGCAGCAGCAAAUCCCGCCGCCGCCACCGCAUCAGUGGGGUAGUAGCUAUAAUGUUCAACCUGCUGCAGCUACUCAAGGUUAUGGAAGUUAUGGUGGGCCGGCGGCGGCCGCUUCAGGGGGCUACGGGCCCACGGCGGGUACUGGCGGGGCUGCGGGAGGCGGGCCUGGGGGCUCUUGGAGCUCCUGGAACAUGCCACAGAAUGGGCCUCCUCCUGGGACCCAGCCCCCACCCCAGCCCCCUCAGCCUAACUCCUCGCAGCCCAACUCCAACUCGAACCCCUCUGGCCCGCAGGGUGACAUGUAUUCGCGGCAAAAUACCGGUUCAGGUGCGCCAGGAUCUAGCAGCAGUUCAGCCAAGACUCCAGAUUAUACUGGAUAUUCUGCAUACAGUAAUUACGCUGAUACUUCUUAUCCUCAGCGUUCGUAUCAAGGAGGAGAAAAUAGUCAAGAUGUUCUCUCGAUUCCCAAAUUCAAAACCGUCGAAACUGGAAGUCCUACCUUCAUUCCCAACGGAGACGCAGCUCCUGGUCCUCAACGGUUUUCCUUGACCCAACACACGAAUUACCAUCCCUAUAGGCGCUAAAAGAUCGUCCGACGUCAUCCGAACGGCUGAGAGAAACAAGUUUUCAUAAGUGCGCGAGACGGGAAAGGGCAAGAAAGGGUGCGAAAGAGUGGCAAAAAAAAAAAAAAACGAAAGAGAGUGCGAGAGGAUGAGUGCAAGAAUGGACUCACACAACUUCCGGCCGGAAUUUCUCUUUGCGCGUAUUACGUGCCGGUUGUAUCUCCAUAGUUUUGAUUAUAUAUUACAAUGUUAAUUUUAUAGCGGUGACUUUAAGCUCAUUUCCAGCAAUUGAGAUGGCGCGCAGUAAGAUUACCGUGUAAGGAUUAAUUAAUUAAAUUAGUCAGAAGUAAGUGCGCUCGGUUUAUACAGUAAGAUUAACUAAG
This is a messenger RNA of Trachymyrmex septentrionalis, 1863 nucleotides long. RefSeq names its product heterogeneous nuclear ribonucleoprotein 27C-like (gene Hrb27C). The coding region runs from base 104 to 1501 and encodes 465 amino acids. The record is from RefSeq and is a predicted model, not a curated record. The transcript has 8 exons. NCBI's taxonomy places the organism in Eukaryota, Metazoa, Arthropoda, Insecta, Hymenoptera, Formicidae. Gene Ontology annotation, molecular function: RNA binding.